This is a messenger RNA of Dioscorea cayenensis subsp. rotundata (Guinea yam), 861 nucleotides long. Its product is annotated as XIAP-associated factor 1. Lineage: Eukaryota; Viridiplantae; Streptophyta; Magnoliopsida; Dioscoreales; Dioscoreaceae. The record is from RefSeq and is a predicted model, not a curated record. Bases 83 to 682 code for a protein of 199 amino acids. The transcript is spliced from 6 exons.
UCGAAUCAUUCAUUCAUUCAUUCGUAAUAACUCGUCAUUAAAACAAAUUAGGAUUUUGGAGAUAGAUCUUCUCGGGGGUUUCAUGGCGCCGACGAUCACUUCGGAUUUGGUUAAGACCACCUGCGCUCAUUGUGAGAGAGAAAUUCCAACUUCAAACAUUGAUUUACACUAUGUGCAUUGUUCCCGCAAUCUUCAGAAGUGUACUAUUUGUGGUGAUAUGGUCCCCACAAAGCUUGCUGAUGAGCAUUACCGUGAAAGUCAUGCUCCGAUAGAUUGUUCACUUUGUGGUGAAGCCAUAGAACGUGAAGCAUGGACAGUUCACAAAGGUGAAAGAUGUCAACAGAGAAUGGUUACUUGUGAAUAUUGCGAGUUUCCAUUGCCUGCUGUGGACCUUUUAAAUCAUCAGGAAAUAUGUGGGAACCGGACAGAAUAUUGUCAGAUUUGUAACAAGUAUGUAAGGUUGCGUGAGCAGAUUGCUCAUGAAAAUCAGUUUCAUAGCAAUUGGAAUGGUACAGCUGAAUCUUCCAGCGACGCACAACCGAUUGAAAGAGAAGAAGAUGCUCAUAGAAGGCAACCGCAAAAUUCUCCGAAGAGACAAAUAUUAUUUACAAUCGCUGUAACAGGAAUCGCCGUUCUCAUAGGAUCUAUUUUCCUUCAGCAAGGUAAAGAGCCUGAACAGUAACAAUGGUAGUAGUACCAGCUGUGUUAUCUCAAACAAUACUCUGAAAUUUAUGGAUUCUAUUCAUCACCUAACUAAGGUGAUACAUGAACCUUAUUUUCUCAUGUAAAACAAACUAAUGACAUUGAACUCUUUCUUUAUUCACUUAUAAUGAAGUCCCCCUGUUAUGGAAUUCUUAAAAA